CCUUCUAGAAGUGAACAGCGCGUGAAGCCGUAAUGGACGAAAAGAAGUGAUUACCAGCUGAACGAUUGUGAAAGUGGAAGUUGGUGUAUUUAGUGAAACGUCUUUUCGACUUUAUAGUCUUUAGAUAAUGACAUAAAGUUUUUUAAAGCGAUGAUUAAUGUGUUGGUUCUGUUUUCAAAUAUAUUAUUGAGAGCACUGCCAUAGUACUAAUUAAAAUAAGAAAUGUCUUAUCCUGGCCAACCUCCAAUGGGAAUACCAGGCAUGCCACCUAUGCCUUACAUUGUUGGUGCACCUCCGCCAAUUAUAGGUGGUGUAAUGCCUAUGGCGCAUAUGAUUCCAACACCCGUAUCUGCGAUGCAGACCUCAGCUCCAGCUGUACGGUAUGCACGUAACCAGAAUCGUCAUGACAAUAAUCGUCGGCGUGAGAGAGAAUCUGGUCCACCAGUUACUGUCUUUAUUGGUAACAUUAUGGACAGAGCACCUGAUGUGAUGAUUCGACAUAUUCUGGGUGCAUGUGGCCAUGUCCUUUCAUGGAAGAGAGUCCAAGCAUUUGGAUUUUGUGAAUAUGCAGGUCCUGAUGCAGGUCUCAGAGCAGUUAGAUUACUUCAUGACAUGGAAAUAGGCACAAAAAAACUUGUUGUAAAAGUUGAUGCAAAAGCUAAAGUUGUUUUGGAUCAAUUUAAAGCGGAAAGAAGAAAAAAAUUAAGAGGGGGUCAGUCCCCUUUGCAGGAUGAAACAUCUACUGAAGGAGCUGAAGGAGAAGAAGGUGAAGAUUAUAUGGAUGAGGGAAUGAGGGUAGUGGACGCAGAUGCACUAGCACGUAUAAAUCAAAUAAUAGCUGAACAUGCCACUGAUUUGGAAAUGGCUCAAGUUGCUCCUGAGGAACAUCAAACAAAAAUGGUUGCAAAAUCCUUGAACUUGGAUGAUGCAGAAAUAGAAGAAAGUAAAAGAGACUUGAUUACACGAGAAAUUGGAAAAUUCAGGGAAGUUAUGAAGCAAACGCACACGCCUAGGAAUGCUGUGUGUGGGGACCACUCUUUCACUCACUCAUUGGCUCUGAAGGGAGUCAAUCACAGCACAUCCCUCGUAUUUUCGCAGGCAGCUGCAGCCUCGUCGAAGCAGGAGGAGGAGAAGGCCCAAGUGAAACGGAAGAAAGAAGCAGUAGAGAAAGAAGAACGGGAAAAACGUGAAAAAGAACGGCGGGAUAGACGAGAUGGCAGCAACGCUAAAGAUGAUCAAGAAGAUCCUGGUAGUCCUACGUCUCACAAGGGCCGUAGUAGUAGUACAGGAAGUAGUAGAAGGGAUAAAAGACGGUCUAAAUCCAGAUCUAAAGAACGAGACAGAGACCGUCAAAGGAAUGAUAGAGAUCGUGAUAGAGACAGAGAUAGAGAUAGAGACCGAGAGAGGGAACGAGAAAGAGAUCGUGACCGUGAGAGGGAGCGUGAACGAGAACGUGAAAGAGAUAGAGAACGGGAAAGAGAAAGAGAAAGGGAAAGAGAUAGGGAACGAGAGAGAGAACGUGAACGAGAAGAAGCGAGGAAGACUGAAAGGGAAAUAAUGCGUGAAAGGGAAGAAGAGGAAGAAGCUAAGGAAAGGAAGAAAAAUGAAAGAAGAGCACGAGAAAAGGAGGCUGCUUACCAAGAGCGUCUGAGAGCAUGGGAGACGCGAGAACGUCGCAAACAAAAGGAAUAUGAAAAGGAAGCGGAAAAGCGUCGCGGGAAACGGGAGGCACGUGAAAGAGAGGCAAAACGAUUGAAAGAAUUCCUUGAAGAUUAUGAUGAUGAUAGAGAUGACGCUAAAUACUAUAAAGGCAAAGAACUGUCGCGUCGUUUGGAAGAGAGAGCACUCGAAGCGGAAGCAGAUUCGCGGGACCGUUGUGCUGAGCGUCAGGAGCUUCAACGUCUCCGUGAUAAACUUUAUGCUGAUGCCUCUCAUCCAGAUCCAGCGGCAGAAUUUGAAAGGUUAAAAGCUGAAAGAGAAGAACAGUACAAGCCUAAACCUGUAAUUACAAUAAUUGACGAAGAAGAUGAAAAAGUAGUAAAAAAAGAAAAAGAAAUUAUGCCACCUAUAGAAACUGAACCUAUAGAGAGUGAUAGUGACGAGUGCGUGCAAUUUGAUGACGCAUCUCAGACGGAAGCACCAUCUAGGACACCACCGCGACACCACCAUCAUCAUCGAAGACAUCAUCGUCAUCAUCAGAAUCAUCAUCAUGACGGCGAGGAAAAUGAGGAAGUUGUAGAGGCAGACAGAGAAAGUGUGAAAUGUACGAGAUCGUCACCUCCUCAUCAAACAGUUACACCUUCAACUCAGUCCAUUCCACCCACAUUAGACGAAGAUUCUCGUAUGUCCCUUGUUAGUGAACCAGAAAAAACGAGCAGUAGUAAUUUUGUGCCGUUUGCUAUGGGAAGUGGAGGUAAUCGUGGUGGUGAUCACGGUGUUGGUAACAAAACUCCAGCUAGUCCUAGCACAGCUGUUAAUGUUAAUUCACAACCAGCGAAUCAAACGAGAAAGAAAGGUCGGAUCGACGUGAAGGAUGUGUUUAAUAAUGAUGAUGACGAUGAUGGUGCUAAUAAUGCAAAGAAGCGUAAACUAGUUCCUUUAGAUUAUGGCGAAGACAAAAAGAAGAAAUCUACAGAGGAGGCUCCUAAACCAGGCAAAGAAGAAAGUACAAAGAGUCAAGAAGAGAAACGAAAGCAUAUAAAGUCCCUUAUUGAUAAGAUUCCUACAGAUAAGAACGCUUUAUUUGGAUACCAACUCGAUUGGGCUGUAAUAGAUAAUACGUUAAUGGAAAAGAGGAUAAGGCCAUGGAUUAAUAAGAAGAUUAUUGAAUAUAUUGGGGAACCUGAACCUACGUUAGUGGAUUUUAUUUGUAGUAAAGUAAUGGCUGGCAGCUCACCUCAGGGUAUACUUGAUGAUGUACAGAUGGUAUUAGACGAAGAAGCAGAAGUGUUUGUAGUUAAAAUGUGGAGGUUAUUGAUAUACGAAGUGGAAGCUAAAAAGAUGGGCUUAGUUAAAUAAAUGGAAUAAUAAUUGAAAUAUUAAUCGAUAUAAAAAUUUAUACUACACAUCAAAUUCCUCUGGUUAAGAUGUAAUAUUUAGGUUAUAUACUGACAUAUAAUUACCUAUGUAUAAUUUGUAGGAUUCUUCACUAGAUGAAAAACACGAUGUUGCUCGAUUGAUAGGUAACCUAAAUGUGUAGCAAUUAAAAUGUUAAAUACAAAUUGUAAUUACGAUUUAUAAUAUUUGAGUUAUGUGUUUCUAAAUUUAUUUGUCCAUAGUUCUAGAAAGAGAUCUCUUUGAUUUUAACUAAAUUGAUUCAACAUUUUUCUACAUUUUUAGGUAUACACGUGCAUAGGAUUAUAAACCAAUUUCAAUGUGAAACUUCGAUAAUUAGUUUCGUUUCUUUUAGGUAGGAUUUUAUAAACUAAUGAACGUACUACUCUAAUUUCACUCAUCAUAUAUAUUGUACAUAUAUAUAUCAUCAUGGGACAUUCGGUUACAGUAAAUACAAUGACUUAUUGAAGUA
This is a messenger RNA of Nomia melanderi (Alkali bee), 3526 nucleotides long. The record is from RefSeq and is a predicted model, not a curated record. NCBI's taxonomy places the organism in Eukaryota, Metazoa, Arthropoda, Insecta, Hymenoptera, Halictidae.